GAGUGAAUUGGAGAGAAAGCAGUUCCUUCAAGGAAGGGAGCGGAUAUUUCUAUUUUUGUAAAAAACCAAAAAAACAAAAACAAAAAACCCCAAAACGAACAGUGGACAUAAAUGAUUGCAAUUUUCUGUCACAGCUGAGAUUUCUUGAGACAUCCUCCACCGAAAACGGACUGAUUUCCUGCGUCGCGUGGGGGCAAAUUGUUUAAAAAAACUGGGUUCGUUGGAGAAGAAGAACCGCUCCUCUCGAGGCCAGUUAGCUUAGCAAGCUAGCUAGCUCGUCCUGUUUGUUCGUUGAUGUUCGUGGAAUUGGUAGCCACACCAUCGUCUUUUUCGGUCAAUGAUAUAUAAACAAAGAUCAACAACGACUGAAUACAGAUCCGAGAGAGUCCGUGCAGCAGGAGUGAGGCAGCGCUAUAGAGGAGGAAAAUGAGUGAACUGGACCAGUUACGCCAGGAGGCCGAGCAGCUCAAGAACCAGAUCAGAGAUGCAAGGAAAGCCUGUGCAGAUGCUACGCUAUCACAGAUCACGGCCAACGUUGACCCCGUGGGCCGAAUCCAGAUGCGCACUCGACGAACACUCAGAGGCCAUCUGGCUAAAAUCUAUGCCAUGCACUGGGGCACUGACUCCAGGCUCCUGGUAAGCGCGUCUCAGGAUGGAAAACUCAUUAUCUGGGACAGCUAUACCACAAACAAGGUGCAUGCCAUUCCGCUGCGUUCCUCCUGGGUGAUGACCUGUGCGUACGCCCCCUCAGGUAACUACGUGGCCUGUGGAGGCCUGGACAACAUCUGCUCCAUCUACAGCCUAAAGACACGAGAGGGCAACGUACGCGUGAGCCGUGAGCUCGCUGGACACACAGGUUAUCUGUCCUGCUGUCGCUUCCUAGACGACAACCAGAUUGUCACCAGCUCUGGCGACACCACCUGUGCACUCUGGGACAUUGAAACAGGUCAACAGACGACUACGUUUGCAGGUCACACCGGAGACGUCAUGUCCCUGUCCCUGGCCCCUGACACCAGGUUAUUCGUGUCGGGAGCGUGUGACGCGUCCGCCAAGCUCUGGGACAUUCGUGAAGGGAUGUGUCGACAGACUUUCACCGGCCAUGAGUCUGACAUCAAUGCCAUCUGUUUCUUCCCCAACGGCAACGCCUUUGCCACGGGCUCCGACGACGCCACGUGCCGUCUGUUCGAUCUCCGUGCCGACCAGGAGCUCAUGGUGUAUUCCCAUGACAACAUCAUCUGCGGGAUCACCUCUGUGGCCUUCUCCAAGAGCGGACGCCUGCUGCUGGCCGGAUACGAUGACUUCAACUGCAACGUGUGGGACACCCUCAAAGCCGACCGCGCCGGCGUGCUGGCUGGCCAUGAUAACCGUGUGAGCUGUCUUGGUGUUACUGAUGAUGGGAUGGCCGUCGCCACGGGAUCCUGGGACAGUUUCCUCAAGAUCUGGAACUGAGCAGCACACACCAGAUGUCAUGUUGAACUCCAAAGUUGACUGGAAGACCAUUCCAACUUUACAAUGUUAAAUAUCACGGCAUCUUCAACGACAAACACCGUACGAAAAUAAGACUGAGACACCACAAUGAAAAAACAAAAAAAAACAAAAAAAAAAACUUCUAAGGGAAAACAAUGCCUUUCCUACACGAAGAAGAGCACAAUUUGUUCAAUCACCCAGCUGAAAAUAGAGCGAGAGAAGAGAAGAAUGAAUCCCUGUGGUAUCCAACGAAUAACUUUGUGCAUUCCUUCCCGGAUCAGUUUCUGUCAGCCUGUAAGAGAGGAAAAAGAAAAAAAAACAACAAAAAAAAAAACAAACACUAUCAUAACUUGCUGAUGUAUCAUGUGUCUAGAAAGCAAAUGUUGGAGUGUAAUUGUACAAAUUAUUUAACUUUUUUUUGUUUUUUGUUUUGUUUUGUUUUCCUUUGAAGAAUUCUUUGAUCUGACUGAUGGUUUCUGUGAGUUGUUUUUCUUUGUUUCAGGAUAGAGUGUCUGUUAGUCCUGUAUGUCACGGUGUGAGGAGAAAAGGCAGGGGAGGCUGAGAUGUACAGAUAGCUAAAGUGAGGCCUGAAUGAG
Molecule: messenger RNA, 2063 nt
Organism: Chanos chanos (milkfish)
Lineage: Eukaryota; Metazoa; Chordata; Actinopteri; Gonorynchiformes; Chanidae
Gene: gnb1b
Product: guanine nucleotide binding protein (G protein), beta polypeptide 1b
Exons: 11
Coding region: 427-1449 (340 amino acids)
Biological process (GO): signal transduction
Molecular function (GO): protein binding
Source: RefSeq, a predicted model, not a curated record